AUGCAAAAGGGAAUCUUUCUGGGGUUGGUCACACAAACUGUUGUCGUUGAUGGGAAAGAAGAAAUCAUGAAGUUGCAGAUUCUUCUGGAGUCAUGGAUCGUUAGCGUUGGCUUAUGUACCAGUACUGUACCGCAUAUCUCAGCUUUUGGCUCACAAGUGGUCCAAGCCCUACUCUGUGCUCAGGUCUUUCAUUUCUGCCCAUCUGAGCAUUGCUCUUGCUCGCACUGCGACCAUGUGCCUCCGUGGCUCUCGUGUCCAGUUUCAUGUUUGUCUAGGCAACGGGACGACUGUGGUGCCCUCCACCUCUACCGCUAG
This is a messenger RNA of Seminavis robusta, 315 nucleotides long. The record is from the annotation of a GenBank genome assembly. NCBI's taxonomy places the organism in Eukaryota, Bacillariophyta, Bacillariophyceae, Naviculales, Naviculaceae.